Molecule: messenger RNA, 4264 nt
Organism: Lytechinus variegatus (green sea urchin)
Lineage: Eukaryota; Metazoa; Echinodermata; Echinoidea; Temnopleuroida; Toxopneustidae
Gene: pex11g
Product: peroxisomal membrane protein 11C-like
Exons: 4
Coding region: 50-760 (236 amino acids)
Biological process (GO): peroxisome fission
Cellular component (GO): peroxisomal membrane
Source: RefSeq, a predicted model, not a curated record
UCGACCCAGCCCACGGACACGCCCCCUCUUUCACCAGCUGAUUUUCAAGAUGGCUUCGACACCAUCGAACUUUAUCGUUGAAUCUACAAAACUCCUCCAAACUUACUCAGGGAGGGAUAAGAUUGUGAGGACUGUCUCAUAUUUAUCACUUAUGCUAUCUGGAAUAUCCAAAAGCAACGGGAAUUCAAAGAAACUUCUCAUAAUCAGCCAGCAGUUGAGUCUUUGCCGGACAAUUCUUCGCCGUUUCGAUGACAUACCUAUGCUGUCGUACACCCUCUCCUACGGCCUGGGACGUCGGGAAACUAGUACACUCAUGCAGUUGGUUGGGGUGGCAAAGAACUUGGUGGAUCAGCUGUUCUUCGUCCUUGAGCAUAUAGCAUGGGCAGCGGAUACUAAACUUAUCAACACUCAAUCAACACGAUGGUGGCAUCUUUCUGUGACGGCAUGGUUGAUCUCGCUUUCUCUUGGAAUCGUGAAAGGAAGUGGUGAUGUCAUUGGACUGCAAAGACAAAGAAAGAUGGCCUUACAUGAAGCCAAAGGCACUCAAGAUGGUAAAAUCCUCAGCGCUUCUGACCUGACGAAGGAACAGACUACAGUAGUUUUAUACAUGCUUGCUGAUGCCUUUGACAUGUGCAAUGCCAUUCAUUGGAUGCCUGAGGGAUUCUUGUGGGCGGGGAAAGUCCCGGACCGUUGGGUCGGUCUCUUUGGCACCAUCUCGUCGCUCAUCAAACUAUGCUUGUUCAUUGAGAGCAGGAGGUAGUACUGGAAGAGUCACAGUCCCACUUGGAAGCGCUUCCUGCCAGUAUUUGCCUAAGUAUUGACCUCGACCUUGGGGGACGAUUUUCAUCUAAAGCAGCCUUGGCUGUGGAAGGACUGGACUAAGACCUAGUCCUGAUGAUAGGCUCCAGUAAUAUCUCAGAGAUGAAGUCAUUUUCUGGUACUAUGAAAGAAUAAAAUUCAUGCAUUCAGUCUGCUUUUAUUCAGAGUCAUUAAAAGUGACAUUAUACGACAGGUGCCAUUUUCAGAUUUUAUUCUUGAAUAAUCUUUGUUGUCAUUUUAACCUUAUUUCAAUCGGGCUUUUGUAGAUCAUGUUAAGAAUCAGGGUCAUGAAAGGUCCAAUUGAUAUUAAAUUUUGUACAGCAAGAUGGCCUAACUAAAAGCAUUUCAGACGACUAAUGUCUUCUAAAUCACUUUUGCCUAUAAGUCAUACAGAGUUCUGUAGUCCCAAGAGCUUUGACUUCGGUAGUCACCUGUAUUUCUACUUUGUUAAAUAUUUCCUCUCAAAUUAUUGAAAUUCUAUGCAUGUAUCAUUUGUUAGAAAUAGUUCCAUUUCAUAUUGCACUACCUCUACUCAAGUUCUUACAUUAUAUUUCACUGUUUAUUCUAUCAACUUCAUUCUGAAAUGAUUGACAUUCUACUUAGAGGCUUGGAGAGCGUUUCAUGGUUAGUUUUGUCAGAGAUUUUCACAGAUGAAUUUGCUCUCAGCCAACCAGAUGCAAGGAUUUGCAGUAGCUUGUAACAACUGUUGAUGAAAAUCAACGACAAAACAUUUCAUGAACGCUCCCUUGAGGAUGCCACCCAAAUGCACAAAACUACCUUCUCCCCCUACCUUACUGAAAUUAUAUGAAAUUACCUUUUUAACCUAAUUUUUGUGUGACAUAUAUAUACACCAUAUUGUGAAGAUGUAAAUACAUGAUAAUUUUAUUCUUUCCUCUCAGUAUACAAAAUAUGUCUUUGUCAUGGUGUAGGGAGUAGGGACACAUGGAAGUGGGGGGGGGGGUGAUAAGGAGCCCCAAAAGUCCAACUUAUUUUCUUAUUUUUAGAUGUUCAUAAAUGAGCAGGAAUCAGUCAUAAUGGGUUGUAAUACAUGUACAUUGAAUAAAGUAUUGCUGCUCAGUCCACACUCUAUUUCCCAUCAUGGAGUAGUGAUUUAAAAGGAUCGAAAUCAAAAUGACGUUUCUAUUAUUCAAACAGUAACACUGCCCCACAAUUUGUAUAUAAUGGAGAAUUUUGUUUGAUUUCAUGUUAAUGAUUUAAAUUUUAUUUUCAUUAAUUGAAGAGAUUAAUUUUUUGAAAUUUAGAUUCGUUUUUCAGAUUUGAAUGAGUAAAUACUCUACGAUAUGUGAAACUUGUGAUCGAAAUCUGAUAUCAAAUUCUGCUUGUUCUUUUUCUUCUGUAUGGUGUCACUAUGUCGACAUGCAAGUAUUAAAAGCCUCGUUACUUACAGGCAUGCACUGUGAGAGCAUCACAUCGUGCAAUAAACACUGCAAUUCUCAUGGUAACAAAUGCAUGCUUUUCCCUGCAGACCUGUUGCGAAAUGAUUUCAUUUGACAUGCUAUGACAAAAAUAUUUGUAAAGGUACUGCAAUCAUUAUGAAUAUACAUGUAUGUCUAUUUUUGUGCUGGGCAUGAUAAUAAUUCUGGGGUUUUUUUCAUUACGGUAUUUGACAUGAAAUUUUGUGUGUGAUAUUAUUGAUUUGUAGAUAUUAAUCAUGGAUUUAUGAAAAAAACUUUGCAUGUCAAAAGUUACAGAAAAAGAAUUACACAAAGAAUCUUUUAAUGAUUAGGGCAGAGCCCUAUGAAGCUCUCUGGCUGGUUUCUUUGGUUGAUUUAAAUGUAUUGUUCACAUAGUAUCAUGAAAUUUAUUUGUUUAUCCGAGAUAGUAUGUGGGAUUUAGAGUUUCUUUUUCUUAAUUAAUGCUUUAUUCUUUCUUUGAUCAUUCCUUACACAUUAUGCUGUGCAGAUAUGGAUUUUAAUUUUUCAUUUUUAGUUUCAUUUCAUUUUUUUUAAUGAUGCUGUCAGAUUUUAAAUUAUCUCAAAUUCUUAAACAACAUAAGAUGUUGUUUAACCUUGGGCCCAGUUUGCAAAAAUAUGAAAUUCAGAAUGUGAAGUUUGAUAUGAAAAUCAUGUACAUGUGAAAAGCUGAAUAUUACAUUAUGGUUUUAUUUUCAUGAAUUUUGCGACUAAACUGAAAUUUUUCAAUUCCUGAUGAUGUUAUACAAGAUGUAUGCAUUAAUUCAUAUAAUGAAUGAAAAUGCAAUAAAAUUGUAUCAAGGUAUUAUGUUAUAAAUGGUUAUCUGAAGAGUUAUAUUAUGAAAUUUUAUGGUUUGUAUAGUCAAUGUUGUUAAAGGCCUUGGCAAAAGUAAAACGAUAUUGCAAAGAUAUGCACAGAUGAAUAACAGUUAUUUUCUCUUUCAGCAUUGAUCAAAAGUUUUCCGUAAGUGUACAAUAAAUAGGUACUCUAUGGGAUUGAAUCUGUAAUAUUAAAUGUAAUGAAUGACUUGAGUCCACCAUCAAAUUCAAAGUUUAUUGAGAUAAAACCUGAUAUGAUAUUCAAGGAUUAUCAUGAAAAAAUGUAAUGUGAUCAUUAAUGUAAAAUAAACCUAAUAAUGAUAACAAGAACAAAACAAUCAUAGAGUUCAUAGUACAUGCCCCUGAGCAUGAUCUGACCUGGGCCCCAUAACACAACAGUUAUGGUUAAUCGCUAAUUUGAAAGAACAGUUCUGGUUGGUUCCUACUCAGCCUACUAAGCACAAUGCGCAUGCAGCGAUCAUCUCGAUUGGCCAUUUCAUUCAGCGAUUAAAUCACUAACUUUUGUGUUACAGGGCCCAGUGCAUUUUGUGUCCACUGGCAUAAAGUCAUGAAGUAAAUCUAUUGUUCGCAGUUUUGGGGGAGGGGUGAAAUAUUGUGUCACCCCCCUACCCCACUUGAGCAGUACCACGUCACAUAUCUCCAUGGUCGUGUCAUAUAGAUACAUGUACAUCAAGAAUUUAUAUACAUGUAAAUUUGUGACCAGUGGCAUACAGAUGGUGGGCUAGGGGGCACUUAUCUCCCAAAAUUUUCAUGACCAAGAAAAGGAAGAGAUGAGGGUCAAAUAAGAUUUUCUGAAUAUUGUGUCAAAAUCUUUUGUUAUUAAAAUGUCGCGAUUUUUCCUGCUCACUUCACUUGCGAGCUACUUUAAAAAAAUAUAUUUCGCCCCAUUUGCCAUAUCUGAUCCCCCACCCAUUUUUUGGCUCAUUUUACCAUUGUUUGUGGUAUUUGAUCUAUCCUAUGCAUGAAAUGUACAAUGAGGUAGUAUCACUAUGCCAAAAUACAUGUAAUGGUCCAUUUUAUUACAACCAUCAUUCUACUUGUGCAUUUUCUACUUCUUGAAAUUUAUAUAUGGUGCUGAUAUAUUUUAUUACGGUAUACUGAUGAUACUUUGUACUACUUGAAAUGUGAUAAUAUAAUUAUACUUCACUAUUAAAGUUUUAUGACGAACUUUA